This is a messenger RNA of Apodemus sylvaticus (European woodmouse), 2104 nucleotides long. It is a transcript of the gene Mtarc1, whose product is annotated as mitochondrial amidoxime reducing component 1. Gene Ontology annotation, molecular function: molybdenum ion binding; molybdopterin cofactor binding; pyridoxal phosphate binding. Gene Ontology annotation, cellular component: mitochondrial inner membrane. NCBI's taxonomy places the organism in Eukaryota, Metazoa, Chordata, Mammalia, Rodentia, Muridae. The record is from RefSeq and is a predicted model, not a curated record. Gene Ontology annotation, biological process: nitrate metabolic process.
AGUAGGGACAAGCGACUGCUGAGCCACCACCUCCCGUUCAGGCCUAGUGAAGAUGCUCAACUUGGAUUGGAGGGGAAGGGUCAGGAGCUGCUGGCCUUUGGGCUCAGGCCCAGGCUGCGGGCCACAGUAGCUCUUGCUCCCGUCGCUCGAGGUCCCGCCCGCUCCAGCCAUGGACGCCGGCUCCUGGGCGCUGGCCCUCCUCGGCUUCUCCGCGUCCCGGGUCCCCGGGCAGCCGCGGUCCACCUGGCUCGGCGUCGCCGCGCUGGGACUGGCCGCGGUGGCGCUGGGGACCGUGGUCUGGCGUCGCGUGCGUCCCCGGAGGCGCCGGCGGCUGCAGCAGGUGGGCACGGUGGCUCAGCUCUGGAUCUACCCCAUCAAGUCCGCAAGGGGGGUGUCGGUGAGCGAGGCGGAGUGCACCGACAUGGGGCUGCGCUGUGGCCACCUGCGCGACAGGUUUUGGCUUGUGAUCAAUGAAGAGGGGAACAUGGUCACUGCCCGGCAGGAGCCUCGUCUGGUCCUGAUUUCUCUGACCUGUGAGGACGACACCUUGACUCUCAGCGCAGCCUACACAAAGGACCUGCUGCUGCCUAUCAGCCCGCCUGCCACCAACCAACUCCUCCAGUGCAGAGUGCAUGGCAUGGAAGUGCAGGGCAGGGAUUGUGGAGAGGAUGCGGCUCAGUGGGUCAACAGCUUCUUGAAGACGCAGUCCUGUCGCCUGGUGCACUUCGAACCGCGCAUGCGCCCCAGAAGGUCUCAGCAAAUGAGGGCUGCGUUCCGGCCCACGGACCAGGUGGCUUACUCAGAUGCAAGUCCGUUCUUGGUCCUCUCUGAGGCAUCCUUGGAAGAUCUCAACUCCAGGCUGGAGAAAAGAGUGAAAGCAACAAACUUCAGGCCUAACCUUGUCAUCUCGGGAUGUGGCGUUUAUGCCGAGGAUUCUUGGAACGAGGUUCUCAUUGGAGAUGUGGAAUUGAAACGGGUGAUAGCUUGCACCCGGUGUCUUUUAACAACAGUGGAUCCGGACACUGGCAUCAUGGACAAGAAGGAGCCUCUGGAGACACUGAGGAGCUACCGCCUGUGUGACCCUUCGGAACGAGCGUUGUAUGGAAAGUUACCCCUUUUUGGACAAUAUUUUGCUCUGGAAAAUCCAGGGACAGUCAAAGUGGGAGACCCUGUGUACCUCCUGAGUCAGUGAUGGGAACUGUUCGUUCUGGAAGAAUAGGGGUCUCUUGAAAAUGUUUUGAAAACUGACAUCGCUUGACCGGUUCUUGGGCCUGUUCUCUGGAUCCCUGAGCUCCAAGUUUCUCUUUCAGAUUUCCUUCUGUUUUCGAUGUUUUCUGGGGCCUGCACACAAAGCAGGGAGAGACAGCCUUGCGAACUUAGCAGGUCCCUCUUAAGUUUCUUAAAGAAUGCAGGGGUCAUCACAUUGCCCUGUUUAUAAUUAUGGAGUAAUCCUUCUGUUUCCGCAUUCGCUUGUUAAGACAGCAAGCAGCUGCCCAUCAUCUCCCUAGCCUUCUUUUGGGAAAGAGAAGAAAAAAGGAGGAAGACUGUAAACCAGAAGAAUGUCCCAGAAUGCUUUGCUACCCCUGGACAUGGUGCAUACAAUGGAAAUGAAAUACUCUCCCAAGUAAAGCUUUUCCUCAAGGGCAGGCUUUGGAAACGGUUUAAAGGGCAAAGCCCUGAAGAUACAAAUUGUCCCAUAGAUCCUCCUGGACCAGAUGCUGUUGCUUACUGACAGGGUGAAGAUUUGAUGGAUCUAUUAACCCAAGAACACCUCUGAGGUGUCAGGGACCAAAGCCGUCUAGAACAUCCAGACUGACUCUCAGCUCUGUGAGAAACAAGAUGAUUCCACUCUUCAAGCAAAGUGUUGAUUCCACCCACAAAAGGAUUCAAGAUGGUUCCUAGCAUGUGGGGCUAGACAGUGACGCCAGGGAGGGAGAUACCUCCCCUGGGGAGUCUAAGAUGAGAUUUUCUCUUGCCCAGGAAAAUGAUGUCUCUCUUAAUAUAAAUGAAAUGGCCCCGAGGGGGUAUGGUGCCCCCUAGUGGUGGUGAAUGAUAGCUCAGCCCACCUUGAGAAAAAUUAAAAAAGAAAAUGAUAAAAGCAACC